Molecule: messenger RNA, 657 nt
Organism: Stegodyphus dumicola
Lineage: Eukaryota; Metazoa; Arthropoda; Arachnida; Araneae; Eresidae
Product: general transcription factor II-I repeat domain-containing protein 2-like
Source: RefSeq, a predicted model, not a curated record
AUGAAUUAUUUGAUAAUAUCUGCUAUUAAAGCUGCACAGCUUUCUGCAAAUGCAAUAAUAAGAUGGGUUGAGGUUAUGAGUUCUGACGCUACCCCACAACGUAAAAGUGACUUUGAUCGCUGCAGCUAUUUCUCCCUGCAACUUUACAAAUCGACUUAUCAUGUUUUACAUCAUAUAGUCAAUACAGCUCAGCUGGCCGUUUUUGCAAGAAUGGCUUUUGAUAAUUUCAAAAUAGGAGAGGAGCUAGUAAAGAUUAUAACGUUAGCAGGACGCACUACAAGACAGGACAUAAUUUUAGUAGUUAAAGAUCUUAUCAACUCUGAAAAUAUUCAUAUAAAUAAAUUGGUAGGCUUAGCAACUGAAGGAUCUCCUGCGAUAGUAGGCAGAGAGAAAGGAUUUAUAAAUUUGCGUCGUAAAGACAACAGCUUUCUGAAAUUUCUGUCUUACUAUGGUGUAAUACACCAUGAGUCACUGUGUGGAAAGUUUUUAAGUAUGAACAAUGUAAUGAAAACAGUUAUAAAAAUAGGGAACAAAGUUGCAGAACAUUCAAUUCAGAGACGUUUGUUCAGAGAGCUGAUUGAUGAACAAGAUUGCCAAUAUGGUGAUCUAUUGCUUUACACGGAAGUUCGUUCGUUGAGCAGAGACAGAAUUUUAUAG